AGCAGGUGUUCUUUUCUGCUCAGCAGAUGCUAAAGCGAUAAGCUGCAGCUUUUAGAGCCUUCUGGGAGGUUCAGACAGCCUGGGCUGAGCAACCCGGGUCUCGUCCAGCUCUCUCCUCUCCAGCCCGCUCCAGUUAUGGACGUGUGUCUGAGCUCCGAGCAGCAGCCCGGGCACCUGGGCAAAGGACCGAGCACCCCAGACGGCUGGUUAGAGGCGGAGGAGGAGGGGGAUCUCCACAAAGAUGGCACCAGCAGACCUCCAGGAGAUUCUAACAAGAUAGAACCAUCUCUUCAGAGUCUCCAGAAAUUUGUUCCUACAGAUUAUGCCAGCUACACUCAGGAGCACUAUCUGUUUGCAGGCAAGAAGAUUGUCAUUCAAGAGUCGAUAGAGAGUUACGGAACGGUGGUGUGGCCAGGGGCUAUGGCUCUGUGUCAGUAUUUGGAGGAACAUACAGAGGAACUGAAUCUCCAAGAUGCUAAGAUUCUUGAAAUUGGUGCUGGACCAGGCCUUGUUUCCAUUGUGGCCAGUGUUUUAGGGGGUCAAGUCACAGCAACGGAUUUGCCUGAUGUCCUAGGAAACCUUCAAUACAAUCUUUUAAAGAACACACUAAAAUGUACAGCACAUCUGCCUGAAGUGAAAGAACUGGUGUGGGGAGAAGACCUGGAACAAAACUUCCCCAAGUCAACUUGCUAUUACGAUUACGUUCUGGCCUCGGAUGUGGUCUACCACCAUUACUUCUUGGACAAGCUGCUCGCCACCAUGGUGUACCUCUGUCAGCCAGGCACGGUGUUGCUUUGGGCAAACAAGUUCAGAUUCAGCACUGAUUACGAGUUUUUAGAUAAAUUCAAGCAAGUUUUUGAUACAAAACUCUUGGCUGAAUUUCCAGAGUCAUCCGUGAAACUUUUCAAGGCAGUACUAAGAUGGGACUAAAUGAAACAAAAUGCCUUUCAAAACAUUAGUGUGUCUUUUGAGCAGUGUUAGAAAUUGCAUUGUCAAUAAAAGGCUUAUAAGAUUGAGAACGCAGUGCAUAAAAAUAACUUGUAUACCUAGAAUAGACAUAACUUCAUAUUGCAGCAGCUUUCUAA
Messenger RNA from Ceratotherium simum simum (southern white rhinoceros), 1085 nucleotides. It is a transcript of the gene METTL21C, whose product is annotated as methyltransferase 21C, AARS1 lysine. Lineage: Eukaryota; Metazoa; Chordata; Mammalia; Perissodactyla; Rhinocerotidae. The record is from RefSeq and is a predicted model, not a curated record.